Messenger RNA from Zea mays, 2278 nucleotides. RefSeq lists its product as uncharacterized. The transcript is spliced from 3 exons. Lineage: Eukaryota; Viridiplantae; Streptophyta; Magnoliopsida; Poales; Poaceae. The record is from RefSeq and is a predicted model, not a curated record. Bases 781 to 2151 code for a protein of 456 amino acids. Gene Ontology annotation, molecular function: protein binding.
AAGGAAGAUGAGGCACGCAGUGGCCACGGCGGCGGCAUGACUGAUGUCCAGAGGCAACUUCGGCGGUUCGGUUCCCGCAACAGGGUUUCAGUGAUUUUUUUUUUUGGUUACGGAUGUUUACCUCGGCUGCGACGGCGAGCAGCAGCUUCUCCGCGGCGACGCCGGCGCAGGAUUUCAGUUGCAGGGGCCUAGGAGUAGGCGUUCACAGAGGAGGCACCGGAUACGAUCAUCCUCACCACCAGCAGUCAGGAAAGGGAGCAGGGGCACGGAGGUUACCUUGUUGCCGAGGAACUGGGGCCUAUGAGGCACAAAUCUGGUGGUUUCAACAAGGCCAACCCCAUGCCUGGCAAGGCCUAUGGAGCUCGGAGGAGGGCAGAGGCGCCGGGCAGCUCAGGCAGGACGAAGGGGAGGGGAGGGGAGGGGCAGGGCAGGUGGUACUGGUGGGCGCAGGAUAGCCCAUGGCUACUAAUGGCUGGGGGGCAUAUGCGGACUCCGCUUCGAGGAUUACGGAAACCGUUGCACUUCGAGGAUUACGGAAACCGUUGCUGAUCGCCUGAUUCACACGAACUCUGCCCUCCAUGGCCUAUAUAAGCUAGCCGCUAGUCCUUGUGUUGCCAAGGACCGAGUGGAUCGCAGCGGAGAAUUCGCCAUCGUAGGCCGGUGCGCGACGAAUUGCAGGCCGGAGUUGGAGACCGCCGCCCAAUCAGCUAAUUGACGUGAACCUUUUUAAACGAUCUUGGCUUCCUGGAAUUAGGAACGUGGAUUUGAUCUGCUCCUCCAAUGGCGACCUUUAGCAAGGCUAGCAGGUUGUGUGGUGCAGUGACUAUGCAACCAAAACAGCUGUGGAGUCUACUACUCUCGAGAAUCUUGCCUAAGCUGCUCGGUCUUCCUGGUAUUUUGCUGAAGAAAUUCCGAAAGGAAGGUGUGAUGGAAUUGGAUGCUGCUGCAUUGCCAGAGCUGCCACAGGAUGUGUUGAUGGACAUCUUUGGUACACUUGAGGUCCCUGACCUCAUCCGAGCAGGCUCGGUUUGCUCGUCAUGGCAUGCUACCUACAAAUGCUUGCUCGACCUGAGGCAAUACAAGCAACCCCAGACACCAUGCCUGUUCUACACUUGUGAAUCUGCCGGUAGCAACGUAGGGUUUCUAUACAGCCUCAAGGAAAAUAGGUCCUACAAGUUAACUCUACCGGAGCCACCCAUCCGCAGUAGGUUACUGAUCGGGUCCUCCAACGGUUGGUUGAUUACUGCAGAUGAGAGGUCGGAGCUGCACCUUGUGAAUCCCAUAACUGGAGAACAGGUUGCACUUCCCUCUGUGAUUACCAUAGAGCAUGUGAAUCCCAUCUUUGAUGCAUCAGGUACUAUCCGUAUGUACGAGUUGUCAUAUCAGACACCACCCGACCUGUUUGAUCUCGGUGAUCUGCGCGAUGAACUCUACUUCAAGGCAUUUGUGUUUCCCGAUCCAUCCACCACUGGAAGCUACAUCGUGGUUCUUAUUCAUGAGCCAUAUUCACGACUUUCGUUUGCACGACCGGGAGAUGACAAGUGGACCUGGGUUGGACAAGGUAGCCAAUAUAAAGACUGCACAUAUGUGGAUGGUCUUUUGUAUACAGUGAAUUACUCUGGAGAAAUUGAUGCGUUUGAUUUUACCGCGUCUCCUGUUAAAAUGACAGUAAUUAUGAAAGAGCUGAAGUAUCCUGUAUGUGAAAACAUGUACAUUAUUCAGGCUCCAUGGGGUGAUCUGCUGCAUGUUUGGAGGACUAUUGACGUUCCACCCAAUGCUCCGCCGCAGUGGGUCCCUGGAGAAUGCAUGUUCGAAACCUUAAAAAUACAAGUGCAUAAAGUGGACUUGGAAGCAAAGCAACGAGUGGAAAUAAACAGGUUGCAGUGUGAUAGUGUUUUAUUUCUUGGCCACAACGAUUCACUUUGCCUUAGUGCUCAAGUACAUCCAGAACUCAAGUCAAAUCAUGCAUACUUCAGUGACGAUUUUAAAGAAGUGGCUGUUUCAUUAAAAAAUUGCAUGCGUGAUAUGGGAGUUAUGGACUUGGAAAAUAGUGUCAAGAAGGAAAUUGUCUCUCAAAUUUGGUCCAACUGGCCCUGUCCCACUUGGAUAACACCCAAUCUUAUGAAGCUGAAUCAGGCAUUCAACAGAUAGCUUUUUAGGUAUUAUUAUUUAGUACCUUUGUUUUGUUAUUUUUGUAUCGAAAAUGGUGUAAUUGAUAUUAUGAUAAAAGAAUUGUACGUCAUACAAUGGUCAUUCUACCUAAUAAGAUGUGUAGCGG